GUAACAGCCGAGGACUUUGAUGCCCGCAUCCGCCUGGGUCGUCCAUUCAUCAUCGCUGACGCAGGUCGUGGAAUCGACUUGGUAGGUGCAAGCUGCCAGCACUUCCAUGAGCGUUUUCCAACCGCACAGAUGCGGGCGGAGUAUACUGGCGACGACAGGCAGCGCCUGCGCAGCAUGCGACAGCUCCUUACGUGUGGCACGUCAAGGUUGAACUCUAUGUUUUGUGACUUGAUGCAUCGCUCUCAUGACUCCUUCUCACUACCUCCCAUAAUCGUUGUGCUUGGCUACGGAUCCAUCCACAGCUCUCAAAACUUUCUUCGCACGCAAUACUUUCGCCUUGGCGACCCGUGGAUCAUGGCCCCAAUGAGCCAGCCGAUGGAUCAGCAGAUCACCGCAGAGGGCCCGACGAUCGCAAUCUUCAAUGUGGCAAUGAUCGGCCACGUGAACCCUACCUUCGCCCUAGUGCAGGAGCUCUGCAAGCGCGGCUGCAAGGUAAGCUACUUCUUGCCGCCUGUUGCUCCGAUCCGUGCUGCUGCCAUCGAGUCCGGGGCAGUCGUGGAAGGCUACCUCCCUGAGGAUCCAUCAGACUUCGUGAUGGAGAAGUGUGGCAUUGACGAGCCGUUGUGUCACGCUGUGCCCGAGAUUGUUGAGGACGACCGUGCAGAAUACGAGAGAGCUGUUUGGCCUCUGGCCCAGGCCCUCCUGUGUGGGGAGUAUGUCAUCGAGCGGUGCCGACAGCUGGGAGUCAGUGUGGUUCUCUACGACCCCUUCCUGCCCAUUGGGCUCUUGGCAGGCACGAAGCUAGGCAUCCAGUGCGCCUCCUUGGUCACCUACCCCGGUAUGGGGAGUCUUUCCGGCUUGAUGUCGACAUUGGAGGCUGAGGGGCGGCUGGAGCGCGCUGGUGCCAUCCGCAAGCCUUACGGAAAGGCUAUCCAAGAUAAAUUCGGCGUGGACUUGCGCUGCAACCUCCUGACACGCCGGCAGUUCUAUGCAAAGACGAAUUUUGUCACCACUUGCGAGGACUUGAUCGCAGAGCUGCCAGCAUCGGGAGAGCAGAAGUGGGCGGAUGAGCUGCGCACGGAGUUCAGCUUUUCGGCAGUCGGCUGCCUCGUCAGCAGCUCUGCGCCGCAUGUGAUCACAGCACGGUCGGACAGCUUCAUCCC
Messenger RNA from Symbiodinium necroappetens, 1163 nucleotides. The record is from the annotation of a GenBank genome assembly. NCBI's taxonomy places the organism in Eukaryota, Dinophyceae, Suessiales, Symbiodiniaceae.